Molecule: messenger RNA, 1692 nt
Organism: Fulmarus glacialis (Northern fulmar)
Lineage: Eukaryota; Metazoa; Chordata; Aves; Procellariiformes; Procellariidae
Gene: PLEKHO2
Product: pleckstrin homology domain containing, family O member 2
Biological process (GO): macrophage apoptotic process
Source: RefSeq, a predicted model, not a curated record
GAUACAAAGGAGGAGGUCUCAGAGAAACCAAAGUCUGCUCCGACCGCAGAGAAAUACGGCUGGAUUAAGAAAAGCAGUGGGGGGCUCCUGGGAUUGUGGAAGGAUCGUUACAUCCAGCUACGGAAAACACAGCUUGUGGUCUAUGAGGAUGAGGAUGAACAGAAGUGCAUAGAAACAGUGGAACUGGAGAGUUAUGACAAGUGCCAGGAACUCCGUGCGCUACUAAAAAAGAAAAACCGUUUCAUUUUAAUCCGCUCCCCGGGUAAGAAGGUUCAUGAUAUCAAAUUUCAAGCUCCAACUUUGGAAGAAAAGGAAUCAUGGAUAAAAGCUCUUAAUGAAGGGAUCAAUAGAGGCAAAAACAAAGUAUUUGAUGAGGUGAAAGUAGACGAGAGCCUUUCCUUGGACCACGUAACUCGGGACAGAGUGAAAAUGACCCACGGACGCAGGCCACCCACGAGAAGUCACCUAAAGGAGGCUGCCAAGUGUACAUCAGACGGUAUCCUGCGACUAGAUCUGGAUAUAGUAGACAAUGGACCGCCAAACUUUGAUUCCACUAUCAGCGAAAGUGACAAUGUGCCACCUCAGAAAGAAACUCCAAAGCCACCUAUGCCACCUACAAAACCCACUGGCACAAAAGAAAACCAAGAUGCAGAGAACAAUGUUCCUGACCAGGAACAUAAAAAACCUCUGUCUCCUCCGUUGCCUCCAGAUAAGAAGCUUAAGGAAGGCACAGCAUCAAAGGACAAUGUAAAUGCCAAGGAAGAGGACUCUGUAAGCCCAGAGGAGAAUGUGGAAGGAUCCCAAGCACCAAGUGAGGAGAACAGAGAGAACCUCAUUGAGGUCAGCAACAGGGGCAUAGCAAAAGCUCCAAUUCCUCUUCCUAAGAGCGUGCCAGACAAGCUAAAAGUAGCUUGGGACCAACCAGUCCUUGAGCCUAAAAACGCAGAAGACCUGAAAUCAUCAGGAGAUAGUAGCAAAGACAACCUUGCUGAGAAGCCUCCUGUUCCUCCUAAGGUUCUGUCAGAAAAAAUGCUAGCCACAAUGAACUCCAGCCAUGGUGACCUGGAAGCUGGGGUUUGGGAAGACCUGGAGUCUGGCAGCUCCAAGCCCCCGGUGAAUGGGAUCUCAGCCAGCGAGGUAGCAGAGUCCACAUCCCCAACAGCUGAAACUGAAGAAGGAAAUGGGAGAACCUCUGCCGAGAAGGAACAGCAAACUUCAGCAGAAGAGACAGAGACUUCCUUAGCUACAGAAACAGGCCAUGAGAGUGUAAAAGCACCUAUUGAGAAGAAAGCGUCUGUAGAAAGCACUUCAGGUCUCAAACUUCGCAGUUCUUCUCUGGGAGACUUGCUGUCUGAUUCCAAAAAUACACAGAGAGCACUUCCAGGCCAAGGUUUCCCCAAGGAUUCCCAUCACUGCUUAGCUAAAAUGGAGGAGAAAGUUGCUAAUGAAAGGGAAAAGGCAGAAAAACUCCUGCAGAAGGUUUUACGUGAAGGGUUGGAACAGGCCCAGGAGGGGAACGGACCCCCAGUGAUGGCAGAGACAUUGCUCAAUGAGGCAGUAGAACAACUUCGGCAAGCCUCACAAGUUUUGCAAGAAAUUAAAGGUCUUGGAGAACUGAAAAAAGAAGCAACACAGAAACAGAAAGAAAAGCAAAAGGAUUUAGUGACUCUUUAUAGGAGAAGUGCUCCCUAA